Messenger RNA from Sinocyclocheilus rhinocerous, 1412 nucleotides. RefSeq lists its product as uncharacterized. The record is from RefSeq and is a predicted model, not a curated record. The coding region runs from base 303 to 1001 and encodes 232 amino acids. The transcript has 7 exons. Lineage: Eukaryota; Metazoa; Chordata; Actinopteri; Cypriniformes; Cyprinidae.
CCGCCAGCCCUACUACAACAACAAAAGCAACAACAACAACAACAACAACAACUCCAACUACGACAACCACCACCACAACAACUACCGCCAGCCCUACUACAACAACAAAAGCAACAACAACAACAACAACUCCAACUACGACAACCACCACCACAACAACAACCACCACCACUACAACAGCAGCACCAGCACGUCCUCUGCCAACUGUAGCCAUACAGAUUGUCAUUAUAGAGGUUUUUACUCAAGCACUGAAGGACCCGAAAACUACGGAAUUUAAAAUCCUAGCCACAAAAGUGGAGACUAUGUUUGAUGAAGUCUAUAAAAAAAAGUUUGGGCCUCGUUUCAUCAGGACCAUCGUGAUUGCAUUCAUUGGUGUUUCCAGAACCCGGGAGGAAUUAAAUGUACAGGCGGAGGUUGAGUUGGUGUUCAGUGAAGCGUCCACUGAACCGAUCCCCAGCAACACUGACAUUGUGCAGACUCUAAAAGAAGCAGCUGCUAAUUCAACUGCAGGCUUCAACCUCACACUUGAUGCCACCGCUAUUACUGUCAUUAAAUCAGUGAAGAUAAUUCCACUGACAAUCCUCACCAAUGGAACCUUUGUGGCUGCUCUUUCAAAUAAAAGUUCUACUGAAUUUCAGAACAGGGCAUCGAUGAUAAAAGCAGGGCUCGAACCUUUUUUCCUCGCUGAUUACCCUAAAUCAUUCAGCACCAUAUCCGUAACAGACUUCAGUGAUGCCAGUGUAAAAUUAUGGAGCGUGCCCACAAUCCGAAACUCCAUGGAUCUUGUAUUUGGAGCGGACGCCGUUCUACCUAAUAGCACCCAGAUAGUGAACACUGUAGUUCGAGCAACUAGAAACAACACGUUAACCUUCCAGAUCUUCACUUCUUCAAUUGUGGUAAAUGGUACAGAAUAUUCGUCCGGUGAAGUCAGCAGCAGGAUCAGUGUGUUGACCGCUUCAGUUCUGGUUGCUGUGUCGCUUCUGGUUCCACGGUUUAACUGACCGUAACCACUCAUGCCAAUAUAACUGAUUCAGACAGGUCUGAAUCAUCCUUGCCUUCCACGCCUGCUCACAUGAAGGACUCGUACAUGUAAACGAACUCUAAAUGCAUCAGUUUUUAGAACUGAAUGUGUCUGUUUUUAGCUCUGGUUCUGUAUUCAGAACAGGCUAAAACAUCUCUAGACAUACAAGCACUUUUAGUAAUUUAUUCUAAAAAAUAGACUCAUAUUGUCAUUGGUUUCUUUUCUGAUUAACGUAAUCUGCAAAUCAAGGGGCAUUUCAUUAAAGUCAUUAAUGUAUUGUUCGUUAAUUCUGUAUGUGUUGUAAUUGGAUCAGUAAAACAAUUAAGUGGGUACAACUUUACAAUCUACAAAAGUAUAGUAUAAGCUACAACAACCACAUUUUCAACUGAAU